Molecule: messenger RNA, 3011 nt
Organism: Babjeviella inositovora NRRL Y-12698
Lineage: Eukaryota; Fungi; Ascomycota; Pichiomycetes; Serinales
Gene: CDC24
Product: Rho family guanine nucleotide exchange factor
Exons: 1
Coding region: 352-2748 (798 amino acids)
Biological process (GO): septin ring organization; establishment of cell polarity; intracellular signal transduction
Cellular component (GO): mating projection tip; nucleus; division septum
Molecular function (GO): protein binding; guanyl-nucleotide exchange factor activity
Source: RefSeq, a predicted model, not a curated record
AUUCGUCAAUAACCAGGAGCCUAGUCAUUUCACAAACUAUUGAUUCUGAACUCUCCGAUACCUUAUCGUUUUAGUACUCCCAACAAGGCUAAUCUUGCUUAACUCGACCCCUGAAAUUUCACCAGAAUCUGUUUGUACCAGACAUCCAAGUGGCACCUAGCAGCCAGUUUGCGUUCUUGAUCAACUUCUCCUGGAAAACUAGACCCUUCAAGCCUCUAGCCUGAAAAAUCCACCCUUGAAUCAUCAGGUUCAUCUUGCCUCGACAGAUUCAUCUCGCCUCGACCUCCCUCCACAAGGACAUCCACAUUCGGCCCGACCCGUCUUAACCUAUCCUCUACCCGUUCGUGUUCAAUGUCCCAACCAAUCACCACCCGCUCGAUCUCCUUCGCGCUGACCCCUUCGUCCCUUCAGAUGAACCAAAAAGCGUCCGCAUCCGCCUCGCUCUACUACAUCUGCCUCACGCUUAAAUCGCGCCUCGCGCGGCUCCACGAUAUGGCGCCGUACCUCGCGCUCGCGGCGAGUAACGCGGCAGCCGCGCACGAACAGCAGCAGUGCGCACUCGCGCCCCAAUUUGCGCGUAUCGACGCGCUCGAGUGCGCGUCGCCCGGACUGCGCGCAUCCUCCGUCUCCUCUCUGGGCUUGCCCGACGAAGCCCUCCACACAUUCAUGGCCGGGCUCCUUCCCGCGGGCGCGCACGACCCGGUGACCCAGCUCUGGAAGCUCUGCCAGCAGGGAUCCCCCCUCUGUCUCCUAUUCAACGUUAUCAAACCGUCCCAGGCGCUCCCCGUGGUGGCGUCCGACGACCUCCGGAUUUGCAAAAAGUCGGUGUAUGACUUCCUCAUCGCGUGUAAGGUCCACUUGAACUUUCAGGACGAGGAGCUUUUCACCAUUUCCGACGUUUUUGCCAACCAGAGCGAGGGCUUUCUCAAGGUUGUGGGGGUGCUAAACGCGGUGUGCGACCUUUCGCCGCAGUUCGCGCUUGCGGCUGCAGAUGUUCCGCGGCCGCCCGCGGCGCCAUCCUCGGCCCGUGGCAAGGUGCUCCUUGAGCUCAUCGACACCGAGCGCAAAUACGUCCAGGACCUCACGGUGCUCCACGCGUACAAGACAAGGCUUUCGCAAUCGGCCGCGGUCCCGCCUGACCUCAUCCACACGCUUUUCCCAAACCUCCUGGCGCUCUUGGACUUCCAGCGACGCCUCCUCGUGUCUCUUGAGAUCAACUAUGUCGCGAGCAUCGAGUCGCAGACGGUAGGAAGCGUGUUCGUGCACGCGCGCAGCUACUUCCGCGGCUACGAGUCGUGGUGCGUCGGGUCGAAGGCGAGCCAGGAGCUCAUUGAGAAAGAGCGCGCCAAGCUCGACGUAGGGGUCUUGGACGUGGGGGUUGAGCUCCCGGCGUACCUUAUAAAGCCGGUCCAGAGAUUGUGCAAGUAUCCGUUGUUGCUUCGGGAGUUGGAGAAAGCCACGCAGCCACUCGCGGAGGAGAUGGCUAAGGACGAAUCCAAGCCGGACAACGGCACGCGUGACCUUCUGCGUGUCAUGGAUGACCUCGCAGCGGGCCUCACGGCCACGCGGCUGACCGCGAACUUGGUCAACGAGCAAACGCGGAAGCAGGAGAACCUAGUGCUCUUCCGGCAGCUCGUGGCGCGCGUCGCGAACUGGCGUGGCUACGACCUUGCGAGCUUUGGUGAGUUGUCGGCCGGGCUUGCGCUCGAGGUUAAGGACAAUGACUGCGUGCGUAGUUUCUGGUGCUAUCUCUUUGACGAGAUUGUGCUCUUCUUCAAGGACGUGGGCACGCCCGCGCAGCUCAAGAAGAAGAAAAAGUCCUCAGCAUCGUUUGCGAGCUUGAUCUCGGGCACGAGCGCGAAUACGAGUGCGGUAGCACUCGACUCGCAACCCGCGAAUACUCCCCUCGAGCUCAAGGGCCGCAUUUACACCCUGAACAUCUACAAGAUCCAGGCGUCGCCGCCGGCCGCACAGCUCUGGGGUGGCCCCACUCCCAACCCUGCGCACUUCCUCCUUGUCGGCUGGACAGGCGGUAUCGAUGCGGGCGUGUUCGUGUUGCGUUUUCCGAACGAGGAGGUGCGCGCACAGUUCGAGACGAUGUUACGCCGCGUUGUUGCGCGCCAACAGAGCCUCCGCGAACGAGAGGCGGAGGGGAGAGAUGGGAGGUAUUCUGUGGGAUCCGGCGGGUUUAUUGACGAUGAGAGCCGCCGGUCGUCGAAUUCCUCCGGGUUUGGGCUACGGUCCGCGAGCAUGAGCUCGAAUAGUAGCUACUCGAACGGGUAUGCGAGCGUGGGUUACGCGAGUGCGCCGCGCCAGCACUCCGAGCACUACAGCCCCGCCGCGCCCAUCGUUGACCAACGCCUGCGCUCUCUCUCCCAACCACUCUACCGCCCUCCUAGCACUGGAAUCACCCCCUCAAUGCAGCAUCUUUCUCUCAGCUCGUCCCCCUCCCCCACCAACUCCACAUCCACCAUCUCCAACAUCAACGUCCAGCUCACCUACUGUGACGAGCCGAUGUUCUUGCUGGUGUCGCCUGGGACGUCGUGGCGUGACUGGUGUGACGCCGCAUACGCGAAGUUGCAACCUGCGUUGCGUGCAGAUGCGCGCACAUCGGGCGACGCGUUUGCGUACAAGUACAAGGACGAGGAUGGCGACUGGGUCGUCUUGGGUGCGCGUGACUGGGAGGAUGUCAUUGAGUGGUGUGUAGAGAAUAAUGAUGGGGAUGGGUUGUGUGUCGCGGUGUCGUAGACGUCCGCCAGCCUCUAUAUUCGAAUAUGCCAGCCAUUUCUCUUUGUGCGUGCUUUUUCGCGGUGACGGGAGAGGGCUGUGAUUGAGUUUAGUGGAGUUCUGCCAACUGGUGCAGUGUUUUCAGCUUACCAAAUAUGCGUAUUUAGUACAAGACACUACCAUUUUGAAGGAUUAUACGAUACUUUGUACUCGAUGUAACGUUUUGUAAGAGGGGUUAUAUAUCGGCGAUGAUUUGUACGAAAUUGUGUUUAGAUUAGUGCGCG